This is a messenger RNA of Pieris brassicae (large cabbage white), 5935 nucleotides long. RefSeq names its product golgin subfamily A member 4-like. Gene Ontology annotation, molecular function: small GTPase binding. Gene Ontology annotation, cellular component: Golgi apparatus. The record is from RefSeq and is a predicted model, not a curated record. Bases 202 to 4542 code for a protein of 1446 amino acids. Gene Ontology annotation, biological process: Golgi vesicle transport. Lineage: Eukaryota; Metazoa; Arthropoda; Insecta; Lepidoptera; Pieridae. The transcript has 8 exons.
GUUAUAUUUCUUAUUGGUUCCUUUCUUAAUUCUUAUUAUUUAAAGGAAAUAUAUAAAAAAAUUACGAGGAAUUAAGAUCUACUUCAAGUAUAUUCUGAAAUAUGACAAGGAAAUAUUUAAAUUAAGAAAAUAUUAUUAAGACGUGGAAGCAAAAUUUUGUUACGACUUGUAUUAGUGUUGUGAAGGGUAUAUGAUAUCAAAAUGUUCAAAAAAUUUAAAGAUAAGCUAGCAGAAGAAGUGAAAUCUUCGCCACAACGAAUACAACAGUUUGCACAAGCUGCUCAGGCUGCUGUGACAUCAGCCUCAAGUAGUAUAUCUGAUAUCACCAACAAUGACCUAUUUUCCAUAGAAGAUAGUGAUAAUUCAACUAAAACUCAAUUGUCAAACAGUCAGCCUAGUGCAAGUCAGAACUUAAAUCAAUCUACGCAAAGUUCUGCAGAUUUUGCAGACUUUUCAAUGGGUUUUGAGAAUCGACAACGACAAAGAAGAUUAUCCAAUAGUUCAUUGGCUAGUGACAUAUCAUUUCAACUACCAAAUUAUGAGAGCCCAUCUAUGUACCAUUUACAGUCUGAUAUGGAUGUGUCGGCCAGUGAAGCGGAAGAAAUUAAUAUUGGAAAUGUGAACCUCAACCGUGUAACCAAAGAACAGUUGUAUGCGGCUUACAGAAGGACACAGGAGCGGUGUAAAAAGUAUAAAACACAGUAUUCUGAUUUAGCAAGGCAUUAUAAGCUUUUGGAAAGAGAAAAUGCUAAAGCAAGGAAUGUUCUCGUUGAGACACAAGAUAAAGCAUUGAGAAGAAUAUCAGAACUUAAAGAACAGUGUUCGUUGGAAAAUAGUGCAAAAGCCCACCUGGAACAAGUAUUACGUGUUGAGUUGGAUGAAAAAAAUAUGAUGAUUGAGUCCCUUAGUACCCAACUUAAUCUUUUGCAAAAUGAUAAUUUAGUGAAUAAGAAUGAUGCUAACGACAAUGCACAAAUGCAAUUAAUUAAUUUAAAUGACGACAAUGAAAAGGAUGUGACCCAAUCGGCAGAAGUUAUUAAUAAUAAGAUUGAAAAAUUAGAACAAUUACUAAGCAAAUAUAAGGAAUCACUUAAAGUGACUAAAGAAAAGAAUUCCAACUUAACCACUGAAAUACAAAAGCUUAACAUACAAUUGGACACUAAAAUAAAAGAAAACACUCAAUUGCAGCAAAAUAUUGAGAAAAUGAACGAAAGCUCACAAAACAAUCAAGUGUUAUUAAACAAAAUAGAAACUUUAGAAAAUUUAAAUAGUUCUCUAGAAUUUUCCAAAAAUAAAGAUGUUUCUAUUUUAGAAUCCAACUUGAAAAAUUCUCAAGAAGAAAUUGCCGAAUUACAAAAUAAGAUAAAGAUUUUGAGUAAGAGAGAAGAAGAAUAUGCUAUCUCAUUGGCAGAGAACAAAUUGAGAAUUCAUAAAGAACUAGAAAGUAAAGAAACCGAAAUAAAAGCGCUUAAAGGUGGUUUAGAAAAUGGUUGCCAGGAAAUCGAAACUUUGGAAAAAACUGUUAAAGAUCACAAAAAUAAAAUUCUACAAUUAGAAGGUGACAUUCUUAAAUUAAAUAAUGACCUUCAUGAUUUAUCCGCUACCAAAACGAAAUUGGAUAAUCUUAAUAAAGACUAUGAUAAUCUUAAAGAAAAGAAUAAGAUAUUAGAAAAUUCCAAAGCAAAAUGUGAAGAAGAUAAUAAUUGUCUUCAUUUACAGCUUAAACAAGAAACAGCUGAAAAGCUAUCGGUCAUUGAUCGUAAUGUUUACUUAGAAAGUCGUAAUACACAGUUGACAGAUGAAAAUACAAAAAAGCGUUCACAAAUUAAUAAACUCGAGGAGGAAGUGGCGUUAAUGAAAAGUAAUAUAAAUGAUUUAAAAAACACUUUAUCACAACAGGAACAAAGUGACACAGAAUCCAGUGUUCUUAGACUAACCGAAGAAGCUACGGCAUGGAAGUUGAAGUGUAGUAGUUUGGAAUCGGAAAUACAAGAUGAAAGAGUUGAACUAGGAAAACUGCAGUCGGAAGUCGAGAAACUUCUACAGAAUCAUGAAGCCUUACAAAACCAAAAUAUUGAACUUAGUGGAACUUUUGAAAGGUUACAAUCUGAAAAUAUGAAACUGUACAACGAAGUUGAUAAAUAUAAAGCAAUAAAAAUGCAACUUAUCGAAUUUAAAAAAUGUACAACAGAUAUUCGCGGAGUAAUGGGAGUAAUAUCCAAUGAAUCACGAUCUUUAAAAAAUGAAGUUAUGACCUGGCUACCUCAACUUAGAGAUGGUAUUGUUAAGCAUCGGAAUCUGGCUUACACACAAAUAAAGGACUUAGAACAUAUUCAAACCUCCCUAAAGAAACAAAAUUCAAAAAUAACGACGGAGUACGAAAUCCUUACUAAAAGUGCUGAUUUAGUGAGAGUCGAAAAUGAGAAAUUAAAGUUAGCUUUGCAAGACAGUGAAACUAAAUGUGAAAGUAUUUCGGACCAGCUAAAUAAUAUUACUAAAGAUAAUGAUGCAAUAAAAUUGAAUUUACAGCAAUAUAAUUCUUUAGAUAGUGAAAAUAAAGAACUGUGCAAUAAGAUUAAAAACUUAGAAGAACAAAUUAAUAAACUUAGCAAAAAGUUGAAUAAAAGCAAUGAACUGUAUAAGUCAAGCUUAGUACAAAUUGAGGCCUUAACUAAAGAAAAGGGUAACGCGUCUGAAACGCAACAAGAAUACGAAGAAAACCUAAAACGUAUUGACGAACUAGAAAAUAAUUUGAAAAUAAAGCAACACGAAAAUGAUGAAUUGAUUGUAUCUAAAACAGAAAUAGAGAAUUUAUAUACAACCUUAGAAAUUGAAAUUAAUGAACUACGAGUUAAUUAUUUAAAGAAGGAAACUGAUUACGAAGCUUUGAGAAAUGAAAGUGACAGCGAAAAAUCAAAACAACAUGAGAUGCAACAGAAAUAUGAGAAGUUAAAAUCAGAACUCUUAGAUAUGAAAGAUACAGUAAUAUCGUUAAAAGACGAUAAUAAUACUUUACGCCAGUUUAAGGCAGAUAAAGAAAAAGAAAUUAAAGAAACGGAAGCUGCAUUAAAUGAUGUACGGGGCCAUUAUGAAUCUAAAUUAAAGGAAUUGAAUGAAGAGAAAAAUUCACUUACAUCAACACAGACUGAAAUGGAUAAAAAGUUGUUGGAAUACGAAAAACAAAUUAAAGAUGUCACUUCCGAAUUAAAUCAAGUACGCGAGAGCUAUGAGAUUAAACUUAAAGAGUUUAAUACUGAAAAUGAUUUACUUAAAUUUUCCCAAGUUGAAUCUCAUAAUAGCUUAAAGGAGGAAAAUGAUAGACAAAUUAAGGAAAUUGAGGCGAAAUUAAAUCAUGUACGCGAAAGUUAUGAACAUAAGUUAAAAAAAUUUAAUGAUGAAUAUGAAAUUCAUAAAAAGUUAAAUGAAGACAAUGUAAAACACAUGGAAACCGAAUUAAGUCAAGCACGUGAGAGUUAUGAAAGUAAAUUAAAGGAAUUAAAUAAUGAAAAUGAUUUAAUAAGAUCGUCCCAAGUUGAAAUUAUUAAAUCCUUAAAGGAGGAACAUAAAAAACAAAUUAUAGAUAUCGAAGCAGAUUUAAAUUCAGCACAAGAAAGUUAUGACGGUAAACUAAAGGAGUUAAAUAAUGAAAAUGGACUACUAAAAUUAUCACAAGCUGAAAUUUCUGAAAAGUUCAAGAAUGCACAAUCAGAUUUAACACAACUUAUUUCAAAACAUAAUGAAUUGGAGCAAAAAACAGUUGAAUUGAAUAAUUUAAUUAAAGAUUUGGAAAUGAAAUGUAUAUCACAAAAUAACGUUAUUGAAGAGCAAGAAAAGGCAAUAUCUUUACACAAACUCUGCGAAUGCGACAGUCUCAAAGAAGAUAACAAAAGACUUUGUUCCGACAUCGAAGGCCUGCAAACUUAUUUAACGAAGAUUUCAAAAGAAAAUAGCGAAUUGAAUGAUAAACUACGUGAAGUGUUGGCAAGUGAAAAUUCAAGUGACAGUGAACUUAAAACAGAAAUACAAUCUGGGAAAGACAAAAUCGACGAACUUCUAAGAGAAAAUUCGUUAUUAAUUGAAGAAAAUUUAGAAUUAAAAGAUCAAAUACAGAACAGUACACAGACGCGCGCACCGAACAGCGAAGAGAAACACCUAAACGAUAAAUACAAACUAUUACAAGAAGCGAAAAGCAGUUUGGAAAUCAAAGUUAACGAAUUGGAAGAAAUGAAUGAUUCGUUAAAUAGAUCUAUGGAUCAAAAUCAAAACAAUUAUGAAAGACUAAAGUUGUCUAAUGAGAAGUUGCAAAGGAAACUGGAUGAAGCUCUCGUCAGUUUAAGACAUUUGCAUGCCCUCGAAGAGAAUACGGAGUUGGAAUACCUUCGUAACAUUUUGUAUGAAUAUUUAACUGGGCCCGGAUCACAUUCGCUGACAUUAGCCAAGGUGCUGGCGGCUGUAGUCAAGUUUGAUGAUCGGCAAACCGAACAGGUGCUGAUAAAGGAAAGGGAGCGGCAAGGAUUUCUUCACCAACUAGGCAUCAUUUGAUAUGAAGAUAACGGGUAUAGAACUCAAUAAAUUUAUUUGCCGACUUGUGUCUAUGGUUAUAAAAUGACAAUUAGUGGUUUGUAGUUUUUUAAAAUAUAUUGUGUGAAGCAUUUCCUUUUGUGAAUAAACAAGCAAUAUACAAGUCUCAAAGGUGGAAAGAAAUGCUAUUUCAUACUAAUUAAUCAAAAUUAAAUUAUUGCUAUAUUUGAACUCCCAAUAAUGUAUUUAAUUUUUGUAAAUAAGAAUUGCUUCUCUUUCUACACCAGUAAUACGCGGUUUACGUAAUUGUCUAUCUCUUUUUAUCACACUGUAAAAACCAUUUAUCGGAAAGAGACAAAAGUACUUUAGUUCGAACUGCAAUAUGUAAAGUUUUAUAGGGGUUUACGACCUUGAACUCUUUUAUAUCAAAGUCAAGGACACGGGCUAUAGUCGAUUUUGUUAUUAGCUUUAUUCUUAUUUAAAAAAAUCUCUUUGCCAUAUAUAUUUGUACUAAACUUUCAGAUUCCUAAUAUUAAAAUUUUCUGUAACGAUUCUAUACACUAUGUGAAUUGUAGACUAAUUACUUUUGGACACAGUAAAAUGAUAAAAUAAAAAUAUAGAUGGCUUUAUAAAACCUAGACAAAGGUCUGGUUAUGAUGGUUACGAUAUAUUAAAAGUCUUCUGCUCUGUAAUGAAAUCGUAAUUCCAUGCCAUAGAGAAUAAGCUUUUAUAUUUAUUAAUUUUAUAUAAAAAUAACUGUUUAUAGUGAGUGUACUUAAGGGAUCCAUAACGGUUUAAACUUAAUCAUAAUGUUAGGAUAUAUUGUGUCAUAUGUCACAUUGACAUAAGCUUGAUCAAAGAGAAGAAAAUAUAAAGUCUAGCUGAGGGUAUGAAAUAAUUUUACCGCGUAUGACGUAUCUAUAAACAAAUAGGAUCAUAUCCUAUCGGGCUGGAAAAUAUGAUAUAAAUAGGAACAUAAAUGAAUGCAAUGAAUGGAGUUAGGAUGUAAGAGUUCAAUAGUGAAUUGUCUGUUGAUCCCACCACAGGCUGGUCACGUCAUGUUCGACCAACCACAAUAAAACGCUACGAACCGUCAUUUUUUAAAAUAUUUGUUGUAAUAUCGAAAAUUUCCAAAGUCGAGGGGCUUAUAAAAUAAUAAAAACAUCAUGGGCUUGGCUCAUACAUUGUGACCUCUGAAUAUAGUUAGAGGAAGAACUGCCUUCCUCCACAUUUUUAACAUUUAUUUUGUUUGUUUGCUUACAACAAUUACUAACAAUUGUUCAGUGUUUAAGACUAUUGAAAAGAAUUAACAUUCCAUUUAAUGAGUGGAUUAAUUUGUUAUUUAAAUAUUUAGUAAGAUUUUUAAUAUUAUUUAUUAAUAAAAUUAUGUUAAUAUGUAUACAACCUAAUUUAU